AUGACUUUCAUAGGCGCAUUGACAUGGAAGAUUAUACUUUGCCAGGAUAACUCGUACCUUGAAAACCGUAAUCCAGUAAUCGGAAACAAGCAAUCUCAAGAAUCCGCUGUUUCUCAGGAUUCCUUGGAUAUCAAAGGUGUCUUUCUAUAUAAAAAUAUUCUCUCUUUCAUUCCUUGUUCAUUCACCCUUUCACAAAUGUGUCUAAAUGACUCCAAACAUGCGGAAAGUGGUGAAACACGCGCAAAGUUCGCUUUUAACUCCGACUAUUUGGAACCCAGAGAUUCACCGAAACAAUCCUCUGGUAUAUUUGUCGAACAAGAUCAAUCUGUCAAUGCAGAAACCAAACAGAAGAUGAGGAUCGAUUCUUUAUCUACGACAUGA
Messenger RNA from Ambispora gerdemannii, 381 nucleotides. The record is from the annotation of a GenBank genome assembly. NCBI's taxonomy places the organism in Eukaryota, Fungi, Glomeromycota, Glomeromycetes, Archaeosporales, Ambisporaceae.